GCCGACAGAUUGGUCGGUCUCUUUCAACCACUAUUCGGCGCGGCUAAUCUUUUAUACCUCAGUUUUGAGCGAGCGGGCCGAGGUGGAUCCCGCACGAAUCACGAGAACUCGAGCCAAUGCACCGGGUGGAGGCUUCUACGAGCCAUGCAGCCAAUCUUUUGGCGCAAAUCCCAUGGCUGCCAAACUCUAGUCGGCUGAUUUUGUCCUUGGCAAUCGGCUUUUUAGAAGCGGCCGGGUCUGGCUCCCUCCAGUUUUUGGACGUCUUUGCUACCCCGUGGGAAACCCCGGAUUUGACAGACUGGGCUCUGCUAGACGAUUUCAGCUUUCGUGGACUAUAAAACCUCCGAAAAUGCUCGGAAGCCCCAGAAUCUUUCUGUCGAUCGUCCCCGUUGAAUGUGCU
This is a messenger RNA of Aspergillus uvarum CBS 121591, 400 nucleotides long. RefSeq lists its product as uncharacterized. The record is from RefSeq and is a predicted model, not a curated record. The transcript has a single exon. Lineage: Eukaryota; Fungi; Ascomycota; Eurotiomycetes; Eurotiales; Aspergillaceae. Bases 117 to 338 code for a protein of 73 amino acids.